Messenger RNA from Austrofundulus limnaeus, 471 nucleotides. RefSeq names its product paired box protein Pax-3. Lineage: Eukaryota; Metazoa; Chordata; Actinopteri; Cyprinodontiformes; Rivulidae. Gene Ontology annotation, biological process: anatomical structure development; regulation of transcription by RNA polymerase II. Gene Ontology annotation, molecular function: DNA-binding transcription factor activity, RNA polymerase II-specific; RNA polymerase II cis-regulatory region sequence-specific DNA binding. The record is from RefSeq and is a predicted model, not a curated record.
GGCGGAGAGGAGCUGCUUUUACUUUUGACCGCCGCGUCUUCACUUUGAGCCGGUGUCAACAAACAACCAGCCGGCUGGAAUGCAGCUGCGCCUCCUCGAACAGCCGCGGGUUCUUAAAAGCCUUUGAAACAAAAAGGCGCAGAUAAACCGACUUCUUCUACGCCUCUGAAUCCCGUUUCUGGCAUUUUGAUGGGCGCGUUUGUCUUCUGAAGGACUUUGUGCCGUCCCGUGACGCUGCUGCUCGGGUGUAGCCCGGGCGCGGCCGCGGCUUCAGAUCACUUCUCACGAGGACAUUAGAAGCACCCCCCCCCUCCUCCUCCAGCUACAAGCCCCGCAGCUUCUCCGUGACAGGAGGAGGUUUGUGAGCUCGGUGGGGUGGUGGAGGUAUGACUGCGCUGGCGGGGUCAGUGCCCAGGAUGAUGCGACCCACGCUGGCUCAGAACUACCCCCGCAGCGGCUUCCCUCUGGAAG